AUGGCUGGCCCUCUUCGAUUCAUGGCGGCAAGCCGUUGGUUGCGCUUGGUCGGGGCUGCCAAUAAGGGCACUAGUGCUUCACAUCCAUAUCCGCCCUCUUCCGUAUCUGGCUUGCUUCGACGUCAUCAAAGCAGUGGCGGCUUUUCGAAUGCAUGGCAAAGCGUCGAUAACGCAGAUGAACUAGUAGAAGAGGCUGCGACUCCUCCAAAUCCUCUUGAUUAUCUCUUGGGAUUUGACUCGGUGCCGGCAACCAAACACUACAAGGAAGCUCUGUUGCAAGCCUGUGAACUAACAGAAUCCCAUCAACUUUUGGAAGUAGGAUGUGGAACUGCAACUCAUAUUCCUCAGUAUGCACAAGCUGUGGGAGCUUGUGGUCAUGUCACAGCCAUUGACAUUUCACAGGAUUUGAUUGAACGAGCCAGGGCAGCCUUCCCAAAAAGCAAUGUCAACAGCAAUUUCACAUUCCAAGUGGCCAAUGUUUACGAGUUGCCCUUUUCAUCGCGGUCCUUUGAUGUCGUCAAGGAGGACCGUGUAUUGCAACACUUGAAUCGACCACUAGAGGCAGUGCAAGAAAUGCUACGGGUGACAAAGCCUGGAGGGGGCCUGGUGAUUGCCAAUCCUGAUUUUCGAUCCUUCGUGAUGGAUCACAUAGCCUCGCCACAGCAACGAUGGGGACAGAGUCUGCGCCCCCCAGAAGGAAAUGACCGGGACAUGUUUCAGUUGACUACCAAAGUGUUGAAUGGUGUUGUGCCCACUCUUUGUGCUCAUCCAUCGAUUGGGAGUCAAAGUCCGCGCUUGUUGCAUGCCGCCGGUUGUGACAAAAUUGAAAUGCAGGUUGUUCCUCUAGUUUUUGAAGGACGUGAAAGUUUAGAGAGGGUGGUCCCAAUCACGUACAUGGCACAGCUCUCACAUGCCAAUGGUGCCAUUACCACCGAGGAAAUGGAGGCAUGGUUGCAUCGUUUGGAAUGGGAAGAAUCCGUGGCUAAAAAUGUCUUGACGGGGACACUUAACAUGUACCUUGUCCGAGGAAUCAAGCCAAGCAUUGAUGAUUCUGAUCAACGAGACUGGUCCUAUAGCAUUGGAACCAAGUUUUUUGAAAACUUGAAGUCCCCCAAACCCAAGCUGGAUUCCUCCAUUCGGUUUGCAGGACUAGAUGACACCUCUAAGCUGAUUGAACAAGCAAGAACCAUGGUCAACAAUGAGUACGCCACGUCGGACACCGGCACUACGUUAAGUUCCGAACGCUUGCGCCCACAGGACAUUCAACAGAUGGUAGCUGAUAACGAAUUGUUGCUUGCGUUUGAUGAUGACAACGAAGGACAAUUGGUUGGAUGCAUUCAGGUCAAGUUGAAACGGGCCACUUCCAAAGAUGAUGGGCUUCCAAGCUUUGGUCGAGACGCCGCCGAGAUUGUGGGUGAGUUCACCUGCCUGGCAGUCCCUUCCAACAUUGAAGCCAGUGUGACCAACGCCAACACGCAGUCGGUGACAAUUCAAAGGACGGAAUCGGGCAACAGCCGCCGAGGCCAGGGUGUUGGUGCCGCGCUCGUCCGGGCAGCUGAAGCUCAUGCACGCAAUCAUGGAGCAGGUCGCAUGACUCUGGGCAUCAUGUGCCCUGCAGAUCAUGAACCACCCUACAAGGUCUGGUUGCAAGACUACUAUCGAAGUUUGGGUUAUGACUACCAUUCGACGGUUGUGCUAGACUUUGAGAAAAACUCGGAGGGACAAGUAGUUGUGGAUCAGUUGCACGACAUGUACGAGCCAUUGCAUCAGCUUGUCCAAUGCAAGGCAAUCCUCUUUGACAAAGUUCUCUAA
Messenger RNA from Seminavis robusta, 1812 nucleotides. The record is from the annotation of a GenBank genome assembly. NCBI's taxonomy places the organism in Eukaryota, Bacillariophyta, Bacillariophyceae, Naviculales, Naviculaceae.